Messenger RNA from Austrofundulus limnaeus, 1768 nucleotides. It is a transcript of the gene srp54, whose product is annotated as signal recognition particle 54. Gene Ontology annotation, biological process: SRP-dependent cotranslational protein targeting to membrane, translocation; SRP-dependent cotranslational protein targeting to membrane. Gene Ontology annotation, cellular component: cytosol; signal recognition particle, endoplasmic reticulum targeting. Gene Ontology annotation, molecular function: 7S RNA binding; GTPase activity; endoplasmic reticulum signal sequence receptor activity. The record is from RefSeq and is a predicted model, not a curated record. Lineage: Eukaryota; Metazoa; Chordata; Actinopteri; Cyprinodontiformes; Rivulidae.
GACCGAGCACCAACCCCCGAUUGUGUUAGUUUCCGGUUGAGUACGUAUUCGCUGACGYUCCUCUGCCUGAGUUUGGUUAAGCUUGCGUUGUAGUCGCCGACAUCAGGAACGUUUCAGCUGUGAUCUGCAGCAAACAGCUGAAUUACAGAGCAGACUGAGCCGGAGGGUUUCCCUCCAUUAGACACACUCAUACAGACGGGUCGGUCCACGUUGCCAACAUGGUGCUCGCAGAUUUGGGGAGGAAGAUCACCUCAGCGCUGAGGUCACUCAGCAAUGCCACCAUCAUCAAUGAAGAGGUGUUGAACGCCAUGUUGAAGGAGGUGUGUGCUGCUCUCCUGGAGGCAGAUGUUAACAUCAGGCUGGUCAAACAGCUGAGAGAGAACGUCAAGGCGGCCAUCGACCUGGAGGAGAUGGCUUCAGGUCUGAACAAGAGRAGGAUGAUCCAACACGCCGUCUUCAAAGAGCUGGUGAAGCUGGUUGACCCGGGUGUGAAGGCCUGGACCCCCACCAAAGGAAAGAACAACGUCAUCAUGUUCGUCGGUCUUCAGGGCAGCGGGAAAACCACCACCUGCUCCAAGCUCGCUUAUUAUUACCAAAGGAAAGGCUGGAAGACGUGUCUGAUCUGUGCYGACACCUUCAGAGCAGGAGCCUUUGAUCAGCUGAAACAAAAUGCCACCAAAGCCAGAAUCCCGUUUUACGGCAGCUACACAGAGAUGGACCCAGUGGUGAUCGCGGCCGAAGGCGUGGACAAAUUCAAAGGUGAGAACUUUGAGAUCAUCAUCGUGGACACGAGCGGCCGACACAAACAGGAGGACUCGCUUUUCGAGGAAAUGCUUCAAGUUUCCAAUGCUGUGCAACCCGACAACAUCAUAUACGUGAUGGACGCGUCCAUCGGUCAGGCCUGCGAGGCUCAGGCUAAAGCCUUCAAAGACAAAGUAGACGUGGCGUCGGUGAUCAUCACAAAACUGGAUGGGCACGCUAAAGGAGGCGGAGCUCUUAGCGCCGUGGCAGCCACCAGGAGUCCCAUCAUCUUCAUCGGAACUGGAGAACACAUCGACGACUUCGAGCCGUUCAAGACUCAGCCCUUCAUCAGCAAACUGCUCGGAAUGGGCGACAUCGAGGGAUUGAUAGACCGGGUCAACGAGCUGAAGCUGGACGACAACGAGGAGCUGAUCGACAAACUGAAACACGGUCAGUUCACCCUCAGAGACAUGUACGAGCAGUUCCAAAACAUCAUGAAGAUGGGACCGUUUGGACAGAUAAUGGGGGCAUGGCCGGUCUUCAGUCAAUGAUGCGUCAGUUUCAGCAGGGCGCCGCUGGAAACAUGAAAGGCAUGAUGGGAUUUAACAACAUGUGACCAUGCGCCACUCCGCUGCCUUAAAACAAAAACCUGAAAGGCUUUGCCUCCGAGCAGGUGGAAGAGGUGGGGCGACCUGUCUUUUGCUGCUUUGCACUAACCAACAAAUACAGAUCUCUCUUUUAUUAGAAAACCACCAGAAUAAACUUUUGAAUUCGAAUGAGCAGUCCGAAGGUUUCAGGCGACCCGCCUCGGUCAGACAAGCUCCUGGAAGCUACUUUUUAAAGGACGGGUAGCGCCGAAGAUGAGCUGCUUCUUCACGGGCCUCGUUUCUUUUGUUGUGUAAAUUUUCUGUUUUAAUUUUAAACCUAGUCGGUCCUUUCAAUGAGCUGAUGCCACAUGAUUAAAGUGAUGACAAGGAUUAGUGACUGUAUUUUUGUCAUAAUAAAUAUUUGUAUUGCAUCAUUUUAA